This is a messenger RNA of Tricharina praecox, 1798 nucleotides long. Its product is annotated as T-complex protein 1 subunit beta. Lineage: Eukaryota; Fungi; Ascomycota; Pezizomycetes; Pezizales; Pyronemataceae. Gene Ontology annotation, cellular component: cytosol; chaperonin-containing T-complex. Bases 79 to 1665 code for a protein of 528 amino acids. Gene Ontology annotation, molecular function: ATP-dependent protein folding chaperone; ATP binding; ATP hydrolysis activity. The record is from RefSeq and is a predicted model, not a curated record. The transcript is spliced from 5 exons. Gene Ontology annotation, biological process: protein folding.
CCAAGAAGUUCAGCAAAGCAGUUACGGCGGAACCCCACCAUCACCGAAAUCCAACCCCCAUACAUCUAAUAUACCAUCAUGUCGAACCCAACACAGAUCUUUGGCGACGAUGUGCAGGAAGAACGUGGAGAGAAUGCGAGAUUGUCGGCGUUCGUGGGAGCUAUUGCCGUAGGAGACCUCGUCAAGACAACAUUGGGGCCGAAGGGAAUGGACAAGAUCCUGCAGUCUGCCUCAACAGGCGAGAUCAUGGUGACCAACGAUGGCGCAACGAUCCUCAAAUCGAUAGCCCUCGACAACGCGGCGGCGAAGGUACUGGUCAACAUCUCGAAGGUACAAGACGACGAGGUUGGUGAUGGCACAACAUCGGUGACCGUGCUCGCUGCCGAGCUGCUGCGAGAGGCGGAAAGACUCGUGGACCAGAAGAUUCAUCCCCAGACUAUCAUCGACGGAUACCGUAUCGCUUCCAUCGCUGCCCUCGAUUCCCUCACGAAGGCCGCCGUUGAUAACCGCAACGACCCCGAGAAGUUCAGGAAGGAUUUGAUCAAUAUUGCGAAGACCACCCUGAGCUCGAAGGUUCUGAGCCAAGAUAAGGAUCACUUUGCGGAGCUCGCGGUCGAUGCCGUGCUCAGGCUUAAGGGAAGCACCAACCUCAACAACAUACAGAUCAUCAAGAAGGCCGGAGGAAAGUUGGUUGACUCGUACCUUGACGAGGGUUUCAUCCUGGAUAAGAGGAUUGGACUCAACCAGCCGAAGAGAUUGGAGAAGGCGAAGAUUUUGGUGGCGAACACUGCAAUGGACACGGACAAGAUCAAGAUCUUUGGAGCACGAGUGAAAGUCGACUCAACGGGCAAGCUCGCUGAGCUCGAGAAGGCGGAACGCGAGAAGAUGAAAGCUAAGGUGGAAAAGAUUAAGGCCCACGGCAUCAACUGCUUCGUCAACCGACAACUGAUCUACAACUGGCCUGAACAACUCUUUGCCGACGCCGGCAUCGUUUCAAUUGAGCACGCCGACUUCGACGGAAUUGAGCGUCUCGCCCUCGUCACCGGCGGAGAAAUUGCCUCUACCUUCGACCACCCCGAGUCCGUCAAACUUGGCCAGUGCGACCUGAUUGAGGAAGUCAUCAUUGGCGAGGACACGCUGAUCAAGUUCUCCGGCGUUGCCGCCGGCGAAGCUUGCACGAUCGUCAUCCGCGGCGCCACCGAGCAACUCCUCGACGAAGCCGAUCGUUCCCUCCACGACGCCCUCUCCGUCCUCUCUCAAACCGUCGUUGAGACCCGCACCGUUCUCGGUGGUGGCUGCUCAGAAAUGCUCAUGUCCAAAGCCGUCGAAAACGCCGCACAAAACACCGCGGGAAAGAAAGCCCUCGCUGUCGAGGCUUUCGGCCGCGCCCUCCGCCAACUCCCCACAAUUCUUGCCGACAACGCAGGUUUCGACUCGAGUGACCUUGUCGCAAAGCUGCGUGCCGCCCACCAUGCUGGUAUGAGCUCCUCCGGACUCGACCUGUACACUCCCGGCGGUCGCAUCGCGGAUAUGAGGGAGCUCGGUAUCAUCGAGUCUUUCAAGCUGAAGCGAGCGGUGGUCUCGUCGGCUAGUGAGGCGGCGGAAAUGUUGUUGCGUGUUGAUAGCAUCGUGAGGAGCAAGCCCAGGGCUAGAAAUAGGCAUUAGGCGGUAAUACGGUAAUUUGAGGUUACUCGGGGGGGAUUAGGGAUGAAUAAUAGAAGUUUGUUCCCGAUACGAAUGAUGGUGUUUAGUGAAAUUAGUAGAUAUACCUACCCUGUAAAUUGCUGUGAAUAGGAAG